Knipowitschia caucasica is the source of this 4338-nucleotide messenger RNA. The record is from the annotation of a GenBank genome assembly. Lineage: Eukaryota; Metazoa; Chordata; Actinopteri; Gobiiformes; Gobiidae.
AUGGACCAGCUCAACGUGCCCUCAGUCAGUGGAAGUCAUCUGGGUUUGCCUACAUCCCCUACACACAACACCAUACCUACCGCAGGUAUGCCUGUUGCCAUCCCCAGCCUUGGCCCAUCUCUGGGCUCUCUCCCCUCUGCUCUGUCGCUGAUGCUGCCCAUGGGUCCGCUGGGUGACCGGGGAGUGAUGUGUGGCCUACCUGAGAGAAACUACCCGCUGCCCCCUCCUCCGUAUCCUCAUCUGGAAAGCAACUACUUUAGGCAUAUACUUCCAGGUAUUCUGUCCUAUCUGGCUGACCGCCCCCCUCCUCAGUAUAUUCAUCCCAGCAGCCUUAACAUGGAUGGACCUCUUUCUGUAGCCAGCAAUAACCCCUCAGGCCUCGAUCCUUACAGUGGCCCUGGUGGCCCUAUGGAGCAGGGUCUGGUGCCCAUGGACUCCCGCCAGGUCAAUAGUCAGUCUGACCUCCAUCAAACAGGCCACGAACUGGGCUCCACAGCUCUAGCUCUGGAGUCCCGUGUCAGCAGCCCCAUGUCUGACAGAAUGGGAGAAGAGCUGACUUCUAUGGACGGGGUAGGUGUAGUGUCAGACUCACAGCAGCUGGGAGGUGGAAGGCAGCCUCAACCGCAUGACGGGCUCGCAGGCGUGGACUCAUCCGGGGCCGUCAUCUCUCUCCAUGGGCCGUCAGUGCUGGAGCUGCCUGUGGUGAUGGAGCCAGACCACAUGGGAGGGGGAGUGGGUAACACUGGGGAGCGGAUGCACUCAAACGGAGCGCUGAAUUCCAGUGUGGUCAGUGUGGUGCUCACAGGAGCCAUGGGCGGGCAAGGGCAGCUGCAGCCUGUCUCUCUGCACGGACACGGUGGUAUGGGCCUGGAGGCUGUGAAUGUAAAUGUGUCGCCCAUCACCGCGGAAGUGUCACUAGGGCCAGAAAACAACCUGGUGCUGGUGAACUCCACCCUACAGCUAGAAGACUCUACCUCCAACAAAGAAAACAUGGUCGCUACUUUCUCUAUAUGGUGCACACUGUGUGAGCGCUCUUAUACCUCAGACUGCCCCGAGCACGGACCGGUCACCUUCAUCCCUGAUUCCCCCAUUCAGACCAGAGCACGCCUUUCGCUGCCUCGCCCACUGUGCCUGCGCAUCUCUGUAGCAGAUGAACCUCUAGGAGUUUUUGCACGAGACAUCAUAGCUCCAAGAACAUGCUUUGGACCAAUGGUUGGCCAGCACUGCAGUAAUGUAGAUCUCUCGGACUGGCCAGAAAAAGACACACCACAGCUAUGGAAGAUGUAUCACAACAAUGUGCUUGAAUUUUACAUUGUAACAACUGAUGAGAAUGAAUGCAACUGGAUGAUGUUUGUCAGAAAAGCCAGAACGCUUGAGCAGCAAAACUUAAUCGCCUAUCCAUCCAAUGGAAAAUUGUUCUUCUACACAACCACAGAAAUACACCCAGACCAAGAGCUACUUUUCUACUACAGCCGGGACUAUUGUCGACUUUUAGGAGUUCCCCAAGUUCCCGAAGGACAGAUCUGCCAAUGUGGAAAAGAGUGUUCGUCUUUCACAGAGCUCAAGUCACAUUUGAACAAUCAUAAUCAGCCUACGCACAGCCUUAGCCCAUCCCAGCAGGACCACCCGCAGCCUCCCCCUCCUCAACAAAUGGACCAAACAGCUCAACAACAACAACAUCAACAGCAACAACAACAGCAGCAGCAGCAGCAGCAGCAGCAGCAGCAGCAUCACCACCAAGAAGAGAAACUCACCAACGGAGUGUCCAGCUCGUCCUCUUCCCCCUGGUCCAACCACCCUCACAACCAAACAUGCAGCGAGAACAACACAGAGGCCAAUGGAGUCUCCAAUAACACUACGGCAAAAGGGAAGGGCCAAGGACAGGCGAGAGAGAAGAAGUUCAAGUGCAGUAUGUGCUCCAGGGCUUUCAUUACCUCCACUAAGCUGAACGUGCACUUCAUGGGACACGUGGGAAUGAAGCCUCACAAGUGUGAAUACUGCAGUAAGGCCUUCAGUGAUCCGAGCAACCUCCGAAUGCACCUCAAGAUUCACACAGGCCAAAAGAACUUCAGAUGUACAGUUUGUGAAAAGUCUUUCACACAGAAAUCGCACGUGGCUUCUCACAUGCUGAUCCACACAGGAGCAGAAAAACUCAAGUGUGAUCUGUGCGACCGGACUUUCAUCAGGAAACAUGACUUGAAGCAGCACAUGUUCUCUCACACACAUGAACGCCGGAUACAGUGCCCUAAAUGCAACAAACAUUUUCUGAAGACCAACCAUCUUAAGAAGCAUAUGAACUCCCAUGAAGGGCGCAGGGACUUUGUUUGUGAGAAAUGCCAUAAAGCUUUCCUCACCAAAUACCACCUCACUCGACACCUCAAGAUCUGCAAAGGACCUAAAACUGAGCGAGCAUCCCGUAAAGAGCGUGCAGAAAGAGCGGAGGAAGAGGAGGAAGAGGAAGAGGAGGAGGUGGUGGAGGAGGAGGAGGAAGAAGACGGGCAGGAGGAUGAGGAAGGCGACAGCAGUGGGAGAGAGGCUGAUAGACUAGACUCUAUCAGUCAUGAAGCUUGUGAUUUAGAUGGUGCAGACUACAGCUCUGAAAAAAACGAUGCGGCGCCGCGCCUGACACUUCUCAACAGCGUGUCUGACCAGAAGAAAGCCAUGUUGACCCCCCCAAAGGAAGGGUCGGCGAGUGUGAUUGACAAGGCGCUGAGGAUGAGACGGGAGGAGCAGGCUCGGCAGGUGGUCCUGGCCUGGGCUGUCCUCAACAUGUCUUUAGCUGGAAUGAUUUAUACUGAAAUGUCUGGAAAACUGCUGAGCAGAUUCUAUAAUAUCACAUACUGGCCUAUCUGGUACAUAGAAUUAGUGCUGGCGUCGUUGUUUAGCCUCAACGCUCUUUUUGACUUUUGGAAGUAUUUUAAGUUCACCAUGGCUCCAGCCUCGAUUGCGGUAUCUCCAGAUCAACACCGCCUUCUUGGACUAUCAGGAACAGGUAUUCAGGUGUCUCCAGUGCAAAAACCUGAAAAGAAGGAAACUCCAGCUCCUGCUCAGUCGUCUCCACUGCAGGGUCAAAGUGUCCUAAGCUUCAGUCCGUCUCGACCUCCAACUACGAGUCCCAAGUUUUCCCCAAGCUGCGUACCAAGCUACAGCCCUGCACUCAGCACUCCUUCCACUCCCAACAGCGUGGGCGGACACUUUUCAUCCUCCAUCAACUUUGGAAAGGUGCUAAACUACAGCCCGUCCCCGGGUUCUUCUCCUUUCCCAAGCAGCAUUGGUCCAGUUGAAGGUUCAGGAUUAAGGGCCCGAUAUCGCACCUCGCCAUCAGUAUUCAACUCUCCUGGAAGCAAAGAGGACUACAUGGAAGAUCUGAAAAGCUUGGAACAGUUUCUUCGGUCAGAGGAGGAAAAGUCUCAUAGAAGCCAGCUAGGUAGCCCAGAAUCUGUGUCUCCAAAUCACAGUCCAACAUUUUGGAAUUACAACCGCUCUGUGGGUGAUUAUGCUCAAAGCCUGAGGAAAUUCCUGUAUCAGCCAGCCUGUCGCUCUCAGGCUCCAUCUGCACACAAAGAUGAGACGGACCUUGGCUCCAAACAGGCUGCAGAGGAGGUGUGGGCAAGGAUUACAACUAGCCGCCUUGUCGUGGACAGCAUUGACAGCUGGACUGCAAAACUUAGAAAUUGGAUUAGUGACACCAUAUUGGUCCCUUUGGUUAAAGAAAUAGACUCUGUAAACAGCCAAUUGAGGAGAAUGGGCAGUCCUGAACUCCAAAUAGGAGAGGCCAGUAUAAGUAGUCUAAAACAAGCAGCAGUAAUGAAGGCAUCGUCCAUUCCUACAAUGAACUCCAUUGUCCUGUACUUGGACGUUACUCCCAAUCAGGAAUAUCUUGUGGAGCGAAUACGGGAGCUAGCACAUAGCGGCUGCAUGAGCUCCUUCAGAUGGAGCAGAGGUGGUGAUCUAAAGAACAGGAAGUGGGACAAUGACCUCCCCACGGACUGCGCUAUCCUUAUGCAUGUUUUUUGUACUUACUUGGACUCAAGACUACCUCCGCAUCCCAAAUAUCCAGAUGGGAAGACUUUCACGUCUCAGCAUUUCAGCCACACUCCAGAUAAACCUGAUGUGACUAAGGAGAACCUCUUUUGUAUUCACCAAAGCAGCACGACACCGCCCCAUUACCAGCUCAUCUAUCAAGGACACAUCUACAGCCUACCUAAGGGGAGAAACAACUUAUUCCACACAAUCCUUAUGUUUCUUUAUGUGAUCAAAACCAAAGAAUCAGGGAUGCUCGGGAGAGUAAACCUGGGCCUCUCUGGUGUCAACAUCUUGUGGAUAUUUGAAAGCUAA